This is a messenger RNA of Monomorium pharaonis (pharaoh ant), 792 nucleotides long. RefSeq lists its product as uncharacterized. The coding region runs from base 1 to 792 and encodes 263 amino acids. Lineage: Eukaryota; Metazoa; Arthropoda; Insecta; Hymenoptera; Formicidae. The record is from RefSeq and is a predicted model, not a curated record. The transcript has a single exon.
AUGCGACCUUCGCCUCAACCGCAGAGCGAAACCAUGCAGUGUGUUUACAUUCCGCAUCACGGGGUAAUCCGAGAAAAUAACGCUACCACCCCUCUCCGCGUUGUGUUCAAUGCAUCAAGCGCCACUUCCAACGGGUCUUCGUUAAAUGACCAUUUACUCGCCGGUCCGAAAUUACAAACCGACAUUACGUCAAUUUUAUUGCAAUGGCGACGACACCGAUUCGUAUAUUCAUCCGAUAUCGCGAAGAUGUAUCGCCAAAUUCGCGUCGAUCAACGCGAUCUCAAUUACCAACGCAUUUUAUGGAAUGCAACACCGCAUGAACCGCCUACUGACUACCAGCUGUUAACAGUCACGUACGGUAUGUCCUGCGCGCCCUUCCUCGCUCUUCGCGUUUUGAAACAACUCGUCGACGACGAAGGUCACCGAUUUCCGCUCGCGGUAUCCAUUCUACGCGAGAACAUUUACAUCGACGAUAUUCUAUUCGGCGCAGACAACGCGGAGUUUAUUCGACAAGCGCGAGACCACGUAAUCGCUAUCCUGAAAUGCGGCGGAUUCGAUUUAAGAAAAUGGGCCAGUAAUUCGCCCGCUCUCUUCGCGGAUCUUGAUCCCGCCACUCUGAGUUCGGCAGGCAAAAAACCUUUCUCCCCUGACGAACAAAUCAAGGUUCUCGGUAUCGGGUGGAAUCCUACCACCGAUAUUUUUGAAUUCAGCGUCGCACUUUCGAGCCCUGUUCCAUCUAGCAAACGUACCAUUCUGUCCGCUAUUGCGAAACUGUACGACCCUCUCGGAUAG